CUAUUGCCUCAGAAUAGAAAGGAAAUCGAAAAGUGGUUGGAGGCUGACAAGGAUGCAAUUAAUUGGGAUGAACAUAUACAACACAUUUGUGAAUUGGACAAUAACAGGAAUAUCGAAGCCAGAAAAUCUCUAAUGAGAUCCAAGAUCAAAGAUGUGAUUUGGUGCAACGCACUACUUUUAAACCCGAUCGCACCCGUUGAUGCCACAUUCGACGUAGUUGGGACAAGUUUCAUGUUGGAAUGCGCGGCAGGCUCCGAUACACCCGAGACAUUCAGACAACUUAUUAAAAACGCAUCCAAUCUUGUGAAACCUGGUGGAUUCCUUGUUCAACUAUUAUCUGGGCCUUGUACCUACUGGCGAGUUAAAAAUGUCUACUUCAGGAGCAAUGCCCCUACUCGGGAAUAUGCUGAGGAGUCUAUACGCCUUGCAGGAUUUGACAUUUUAAAAAGUCAAUGCUACGAUAUACCAGGGGAUCUAGAUAAACUUGAUGGGAAGGAAAUGUAUUUGAUCGUUUCUCAGAAACGUUAACAUCUGUAGAAUACCACCAGCAUAUGCAUAGCCUACAUUCAACUUUAUGGCACUCUUUAAAAUUCAUAAUGUCCCGAGUAUUGCGCUGUAAAAUAUCAUAAGGGUACCUGUGAUGUCACGAGUGUACAGUGUAGAAUCACGAGGGCAUCGCUUAAUGUCAUAAGAAAGUGCUUUUUAUGUCACGAAAGUAUUUGUGAUGAUACGAUGAUGCUGCUGUAAUGUCAUGAAGGCUUGGACAUUUUUUCAAAAUCCAUGAUUUUUCUAUUGUAAAUAUAUUUAAAUAGUGUAACUUUAAAUCGAAUUAAUUGCGAUAAAACUAACAAAUGCCCCACGUUAAUGUCACAUAGGAAAAGCUCAUAUCAUGCUUUACAUUCUUUUUAAAAAUGAGAAUUAUAAAAACAAGUUCCUCUAGAUCUUUUUAAAAAAGAUGUCCAAAAAUGUGUUGGGGUAAGGUCCUAUCUUAUCAAUUGAUUUUUCGAAGAGUUGGAUUGAUAUAAUUCAAUCACCAUGGCAACCAUACUUGGGGGAAAACAUAUUGUCCGAUGAGAAAUUCGUACUUACAUAUUGUAUGGUGAGAGAAUAUUCAUGGUGUUAAAGAUAUGUCUGUCUUAAAUCAUUUCCCUACACAGUCCCAACCAUUUCAUUAACUUCUGAUUUAAUUGUACCC
Owenia fusiformis is the source of this 1195-nucleotide messenger RNA. The record is from the annotation of a GenBank genome assembly. Lineage: Eukaryota; Metazoa; Annelida; Polychaeta; Sabellida; Oweniidae.